Messenger RNA from Solanum pennellii, 636 nucleotides. RefSeq names its product RING-H2 finger protein ATL54-like. Bases 1 to 636 code for a protein of 211 amino acids. Lineage: Eukaryota; Viridiplantae; Streptophyta; Magnoliopsida; Solanales; Solanaceae. The transcript has a single exon. Gene Ontology annotation, biological process: protein ubiquitination. The record is from RefSeq and is a predicted model, not a curated record.
AUGUCGUUUCAUAUUGAUCGAAAGCUAAUCUUUGAAUCUCUUGAUAAUUCCACCGGCAAAACAUGUGGCAGCUAUUAUUGCAACCCAGAGGUGUAUCAUUCUAGAAUCUGUCCAGUGUCCUGUUUUUAUAUUUGCCAGAAUAUUUGUCUUUUUCCAGACAUUGAACUACCACCACUACCAAAAAAUUUCACAACUGAAGUUCCUCUUUCGCUGUCUCCACAAAAAGAUACUGCCUCCAUCUUCUUGAUAAUUCUAUUUACAGGCUUAGGAAUUGCUGUCUACAUAUUUUGUUCCUUCGUCAUUCACAAAAACUCGAGAACUUCUUCACAGCCGGAGCAGGAAGUAGUAGUAGAAGAAAAAGAAUUAAGUGAUAUUCGAACAGUGGGUCUUCAUCCAUCAGUCAUCAGCACCAUCACAAUCCACAAGUAUAAAAGAGGUGAAGGGCUAAUUGAAGGAACAGAGUGCUCUGUUUGCUUGAGUGAGUUUCGACAAAAUGAAACUUUUAAGAUUUUACCCACUUGUAACCAUGCUUUUCACGUACCUUGCAUUGACACUUGGCUCAAAUCACACACCAAUUGUCCUAUGUGCCGUGCCAGCAUUGUCAUCACAAUGCCCGCUACUACAGCUUCCAAUUGA